AUGCCUACGCCAACAAGUGUGGAGGUGAAGCAGUCGUCGUCGUGGGAGAAGCACAAGGUUUGGCUCUACACCGAGGACCAGAGAGAUUGGGAAAUCAGGAGAAAAUAUGGAAUGACGGUUGACAAGGAGAUGUUAAUGGACGAUUGUUGGAUCAAAGGUAGCCGGGUAGCUGCCGAUAUCAUUGGGGUCGCACCUGUCCAUUUGAAGCACGCAGCCCUUUUCCGAGCUCUCUUGAGAGGUAGGCACGCUGACGACUACGUGCACCUGCACCUGCACAGCGAAGAUAUCGACAUAAACUGCCAAGAUAGCUGCGACAACUCAUUUCUGGGCGCAGCAGCAGCAUUUGGAUCAGAAGUCAUCUGCAGAAUGAUGCUGACACGUCCUGGAGCGAAUCUCAAUCUUGCGUUUCGUGAUGGACUCAGUCUCAUGCACAUUGCGGUAGUACGCGAAAACGGCGCAAUGAUCAAGCAGUUGGCCUCCAGCCUGAACGUGGACAUCAAGGCAACUUGGGAUGUUGGGGACCUCAACUUUGCUAAGGACCCUAUCAGCUAUGGGUUAGACGACUAUCGAUAUCCGUACGACAAGAAGCUGUCUCUCACGGAACGAUCACGAAAGCGACCUGGCUAA
This is a messenger RNA of Alternaria arborescens, 627 nucleotides long. RefSeq lists its product as hypothetical. The record is from RefSeq and is a predicted model, not a curated record. The transcript has a single exon. The coding region runs from base 1 to 627 and encodes 208 amino acids. NCBI's taxonomy places the organism in Eukaryota, Fungi, Ascomycota, Dothideomycetes, Pleosporales, Pleosporaceae.